Messenger RNA from Chlamydomonas reinhardtii, 1993 nucleotides. RefSeq lists its product as uncharacterized. Bases 146 to 1285 code for a protein of 379 amino acids. Gene Ontology annotation, molecular function: glutamine synthetase activity. Gene Ontology annotation, cellular component: cytoplasm. The record is from RefSeq and is a predicted model, not a curated record. The transcript has 5 exons. Lineage: Eukaryota; Viridiplantae; Chlorophyta; Chlorophyceae; Chlamydomonadales; Chlamydomonadaceae.
CUUGUGCCGAGAAUAACGUCUCUGGAAAGCGCUCCGGUCGCGCAGUCACGCCGCAUGAGCUCACCGUACGCGGCGUGCAAGUCGUCUUCUUAAUCACCCGGCAAAGUUGUUUCCCGGGUAUUACCAUUCGGUAUAGUUCAUCACCAUGGCCGUCUCGAUGCGUCUGAACACCCAGGUAUCUGGCCGUGCCACUGGCGCUCCUCGCCAGGGCCGUCGCCUGACGGUGCGCGUCCAAGCCUAUGGCAUGAAGGCCGAGUACAUCUGGGCGGAUGGCAACGAAGGCAAGGCCGAGAAGGGCAUGAUCUUCAACGAGAUGCGCUCGAAGACCAAGUGCUUCGAGGCUCCCCUUGGCCUGGACGCCUCGGAGUACCCCGACUGGUCGUUCGAUGGCUCGUCCACCGGCCAGGCUGAGGGCAACAACUCGGACUGCAUCCUGCGCCCCGUGCGCGUGGUGACCGACCCCAUCCGCGGUGCCCCCCACGUGCUGGUGAUGUGCGAGGUGUUCGCCCCCGAUGGCAAGCCCCACUCCACCAACACCCGCGCCAAGCUCCGCGAGAUCAUUGACGACAAGGUCACUGCCGAGGACUGCUGGUACGGCUUCGAGCAGGAGUACACCAUGCUGGCCAAGACCUCUGGCCACAUCUACGGCUGGCCCGCUGGCGGCUUCCCUGCUCCCCAGGGCCCCUUCUACUGCGGUGUGGGCGCUGAGUCCGCCUUCGGCCGCCCCCUGGCUGAGGCCCACAUGGAGGCCUGCAUGAAGGCCGGUCUGGUCAUCUCCGGCAUCAACGCCGAGGUGAUGCCCGGCCAGUGGGAGUACCAGAUCGGCCCCGUCGGCCCUCUGGCCCUGGGCGACGAGGUGAUGCUGUCCCGCUGGCUGCUGCACCGCCUGGGCGAGGACUUCGGCAUUGUGUCGACCUUCAACCCCAAGCCCGUGCGCACCGGUGACUGGAACGGCACUGGCGCCCACACUAACUUCUCGACCAAGGGCAUGCGCGUGCCCGGCGGCAUGAAGGUGAUUGAGGAGGCCGUGGAGAAGCUGUCCAAGACCCACAUCGAGCACAUCACCCAGUACGGCAUUGGCAACGAGGCGCGCCUGACCGGCAAGCACGAGACCUGUGACAUCAACACCUUCAAGCACGGUGUGGCUGACCGCGGCUCUUCCAUCCGCAUUCCCCUGCCCGUCAUGCUCAAGGGCUACGGCUACCUGGAGGACCGCCGCCCCGCUGCCAACGUCGACCCCUACACCGUGGCGCGCCUGCUGAUCAAGACCGUGCUCAAGGGCUAAAUGCCCAACGUCGGGGUCGGCGGGUAUGUAGUAGUGAUGGAGGGCGAGCGCUUGUUGAUGACGGGAGGUCAUUGAAAGGUGGGGGCUGUGCCGCUUUCAGGCGGUCAGUCAGUAUUCGGGAUAUUCGGGCAACAUGAGCGCAAUGGAGCGCCUCGGAAGGAGAUGCAUUCCAUCAUAAGCGCCUGUACUGUUUUGUGGGUCUUGGGAUUGCCUGGACUCAAUACGUAACCAAGGAGUGACGCGCGGCAUAUGCGCUAGCAAGUAUUACACGAGAAGAAUGACACGACAGCUGGUUUGGGCGAGACAUGGCCUUGCGUGUAUUCCAGGAUACUUGCCGCCAUGAGGCGUGUGUUUUGGGUGACUCUUGACCGUGUGCAUGCAGCGGUUCUCGCUGGAGGCUGGACUUGACCACGAAGUGGUGUGGGGUUGGCACUGCCUUGGACCGAGUCCCCAGCACUUUGACGGUCGCCUGCUCAAUGCGUGCCCGCGUUUGCGCGUUCUGCCGUGCCAAAACGAGCGUGAUGCGUGAGCUACAUUUGGCUCACGAUUUAGUUGUUAGGUCCACUGGUGCAAGUUGACGAGGAUGGUGUCAGGGGCAUAAACUGACACAGGUGGUCAGCUAGGGUUGUUGCCGUAAUGCACACCUCUAGCCAAGACAGGUGCGUGUACACGCGGCAGCGGAAAGUUUCCGUGUAACUGACGCAAAUG